UCGAUAACUCUUUAAAUAUUAAUCGAAAAAUAUCGACAUUGUAAAAAAUGUGCCUUACUGCAGUACCUUAGAGAAGUGAAGAAAAAAAUUAAUUAUUGUUAUAAAUUAAUAAAAAUGUGGAAUUACGUGUGAUUCAUCGUCGAACAACAGUUGCAACGAAAAUUUAAUGAAAAAAAAAUUGUUAGUAUUAUGCCACAUCACAACACAAUUUCAUCGGAAGACUACUUCAUCGACAACAACCAACGAAAAAUUCACAUAUUUCUAACUUGCACGUUCGAUUAGCUGCUAUUUAAAGAUGUCAAUGGCGAAAAAUGACGUUCUCACGGAAAUCCCGAUGCAGACUUUCUCCUCAGAGACGAAUUCAAGGACGACGACAGAAGCUUUGCAAGUUCCUGGCAGUGCGGAUAAAACGCAUCAACGUUCUGUUUCGCAUGGCGAUGCACCGUUUGCGAAAAAUACGCGACCUUUGAAGACGGCGCUCAAGAAGGAACACAAAAGGGCUUUUUCGAUACCUGUUGGAAUUCAACCAAAUACGAAUUUGAUGUUAAACAAUGGAAAUAACGCGCGAUCCCACAAUCGAAGUGCAUCGAAAACGGACUUUCAGUUGCCAAUUCGUGAAGAGAGACCCGUACAUCGAGGCUCGUUGCUGACAGUUUUCACGCAUCGCCGCGAAAAAUCUCGCACGGAGAGCGUUUACACGAUUCGUCGCUUCAAAUUGCCAUUUUGGAAGAGAUUUUGGUUCUUUCAACGCAUUUACUCGUCGGAUCAACAAGUUUACAGGACAAUCACGCCGAAUCAUCUUGCCACAAACUCUGCCGAUGGUAUCCCGCCAACGACGAAAAAUCACCCGAACAAAAUGUACAAAGGCAACGAAAUUAGCACCCGAAAGUACACAAUUCUAAAUUUCGUCCCGAAGAAUCUUUUUGAGCAGCUACAUCGAAUCGCGAACUUGUACUUUAUUUUUAUCGUCUUUUUGAAUUGGUUUCCCGCAAUCAACGCGUUUGGAAAGGAGAUUUCUAUGCUCCCCGUGAUAUUUGUGCUUGCUGUCACAGGACUCAAGGAUAUUUUUGAGGAUAUUCGACGAUAUAAUUCGGAUAAGAGGAUCAACAAUUCGUAUUGUCGUGUCUUUGAUGGCGUUCGCUAUCAACGCGUGCAAUGGAAAGACGUCAAAGUCGGAGAUUUAAUUCAUUUAUCGAACAACGAAGUCGUUCCAGCUGAUAUGCUCGUCAUGAAUUCAAGUGACAAAAACGGCGUUUGUUACAUCGAAACAUGCGACUUGGAUGGAGAAUCAAGUCUCAAACGACGUCAAGUAGCAUCCGGAUUCGAAGAUACAAAAGCAGAUUUCAAAUUAGAAGUUGAGCCGCCGACAACACAGAUUUAUCGCUUCAAUGGAUCCGUCAUUCAUGCGAAUGGAAAACGAGUUCCUCUUACUCCUGAAAAUAUUUUGUUGCGAGAAAGUCGAAUACGGAACACGGAUUUCGUUGAAGGAAUUGUCGUUUAUGCAGGCCCCGAUACAAAAGCGUUCCUUAACAAUGGAGGACCUCGUUAUAAACGUUCAAAUGUUGAAAUUCAGAUGAAUGUCGACGUUAUUUGGUGCGUCGCGAUACUUUUCAUCCUUUGUCUCGUUGGAGCUAUUGGAGCAAAUCGUUGGUUGAGUCGAUUUCAGGAUAAAAAUGUGUCGUUUAUCUUCUUUGAUAUUGAUUUGACUUACGAAACGGUUAUUACGUUCUUUAUUUUCAUCAUUAUUUUACAAGUUCUUAUUCCGAUCUCUUUGUACGUGACAAUCGAAGUUUGUCGAAUGUUUAACGUCAAACAAAUCCACAACUGCCCUCAGCUAUUCGACGCCAAGACAAACACAAGAGCGGAAUGUCGUGCCAUGAAUUUAAUCGAAGAACUCGGGCAAGUCGAGUACGUUUUCACAGACAAAACGGGCACUUUAACGGAAAACAAGAUGAUUUUCCGAAGUUGUUCCAUCAAUGGUCUCAUGUACGAACACGAUUUGCUCGAAGAUCCAAAUGGCGUCGAAGAAAUCGUUCCGAAUAGCAACUUGACACGAAUGAUCAACAGUGUGCCGCUUCAAAGAUCCAACAAUGACUACAUUCGCUUGUACGAAUUCUUCAUGGGACUCGUUUUGUGCAAUACUGUCGUUUUGGCAACAGCUCACGUCGACACGAUGAACGAAAAUGGCGUGAUAAUUCCCGAACGAGCACCCCCGAAGAACAAAUCGCUCACAGAUUUGUCGAAUUUACGCAAGAGAUUCAUGAAACAGCAAUCCUCGAACUCCAUCACUUCCGUCAAAAGUGUUCCAAGUCGCGGGCAAAGUCAAAUUUACGAAGCUGAGUCGCCCGACGAGAUCGCUUUAGUGCAAGCUGCUUCCUGUUACAGCUUCAAACUGUUGAGUCGUGCCCCCAAUGAGAUCGUUAUCAAAACCCCCAACGAUCAAGUGAUCGAAUUCAACAUUUUGAAGCUACUUCCUUUUGAUUCCAUCCGUAAAUGCAUGUCAAUUGUCGUUCAAAACCGCGCUACGGGCAAGAUAACACUUUAUGCGAAAGGAGCUGACAGCGCGAUUCUUCCGCGUCUCACAAAAAUCGACGCAAACACCGACGAACAGCUUCAACGAGACACAAUCAACGAUCACAUCACGAAAUAUGCGACUUCUGGCUUGCGUGUAUUGCUCGUUGCCAAACGUGAAUUGACUGAAAAUGAAUUUCUUGAAUGGCAACAAAAACAUACAGAAUUAGAAUUAGCCACGAGUAAUAAAGAAAACAAACUUUUGAGCUCUUACGAGAUGUUGGAGCAUUCUUUUUCGCUUCUCGGCGCUACAGGAGUCGAAGAUCGUUUGCAAGAAGAAGUUCCCGAGACAAUCGCAGCUCUUCAAACGGCAGGAAUUAACGUUUGGGUCCUAACAGGCGACAAAUUAGAAACUGCUGUGAACGUUUGUUACUCCGCAAAAGUCUUUACAGCGGCAACGAAGAUCCUCAAACUCACGGAAACAUCGCGUCAGAGCACAGAAACGACUUUGGACUUUUACAUCAACAAAUUGGAAGACGAAAAUCCGUCAAAUGUCAAAUACAGCUUAGUUACCGACGGCAAAACAUUGACUUUUAUCCUUGACGAGAAGACAAAUCUCACACACAAAUUUGUGCAGCUCAUUCAGCAUUGUCGCACGGUGCUCUGUUGUCGAUCGACGCCCUUGCAAAAAGCAUUUCUAGUCAAAAUGGUGCAAAAUUACUUGAAUGUCGUCACGUUGGCGAUCGGCGAUGGCAAUAAUGACGUUUCGAUGAUACAACUUGCGAAUGUAGGAAUUGGAAUUAGCGGGCAGGAAGGCAUGCAAUCCGUGAUGGCGUCGGAUUUUAGUAUUCCGCGUUUUAGAUUCCUCAAAUAUUUGUUACUUGUUGUUGGAUUUUGGUCACGAGAUCGAUUGACGCGAAUGAUUUUGUACUUUUUCUACAAAAAUGCAGCUUUUGUGCUCGUGCUCUUUUGGUUUCAAAUUCAUGCGGGGUUUUCGGGCUCUGUGAUGAUCGACGGGAUUUACUUGAUGGUUUAUAAUUUGCUUUUUACGUCGUUGCCUCCGAUUUGUAUUGGGAUUUAUGAUCGAAUUGUGGAAGAGGAAACUUUGCUACAGAAGCCUGAAUUGUACAAACAGGCACGCGAACGCAAAACUUUCAAAAAUUGGAAUUUCUGGAUCGUGAUCGUGGAUUCGUUUUAUCAAAGUCUCGUCAUUUACUAUCUUGCCCAUUUCACGUUCCUCCAUUCGACAAUUGGACUUUGGAAAUUUGGGACAAUCAUUUUGUCAAAUUGCCUCGUAACGAUGCUCUUACAUUGUGCCAUAGAAGUUAAAACUUGGACAUUUAAGCAUGUCGCGUCAUUCGUCAUUAGCAUUGUUACUUUUAUAUUAUUUGCCAUUAUUUUUAAUUCAGCAUGCGUUAGUUGCUUUGGAACAUCUGCCAAUUAUUGGAUAAUUCAAGAAUGUUUUAGUUCUAUUGAAUAUUAUCUACUUUUGAUAUUGACGCCAAUUUUAGCGUUAUUGCCGAGACUCACGUUUGUCGUCCUUACAAUGCAAUCACAACGAAAAAUGGAGCAACAUUUGGAUUAAUUUUAUAAAAAAAAAGUUUAAAACUUCUUCGUGUUGUGUGCUCUCUAUUUAAUUUUGUUUCUUAUUUUUUCAUUAGAUUUCAUUAGAGAGUAAAUGUCGUAAAAAAAGACUUUAAAACACUUAAAAAUGUACUUACUAAAAAAAAUGGACCAAUUUUA
Culicoides brevitarsis is the source of this 4254-nucleotide messenger RNA. RefSeq names its product phospholipid-transporting ATPase VA. Gene Ontology annotation, cellular component: plasma membrane. The transcript has 8 exons. Gene Ontology annotation, molecular function: ATPase-coupled intramembrane lipid carrier activity; ATP hydrolysis activity; ATP binding. The coding region runs from base 296 to 4096 and encodes 1266 amino acids. NCBI's taxonomy places the organism in Eukaryota, Metazoa, Arthropoda, Insecta, Diptera, Ceratopogonidae. The record is from RefSeq and is a predicted model, not a curated record. Gene Ontology annotation, biological process: phospholipid translocation.